AUGCCAACACUCCCAUUGCCGCGCCGCCGCCAUCAUCUCCGACGGUCCCUGCAUCCAACAUUGAGCCAUGCCGGAAUCUCCAUGAAUCUGGUCGCCGACUGUACCAUUGCCGCCGGAAUCACCACGAGAUUUGUUGUUCGAAGCCACUAUCUAGCGGUGGUCUCUUCGUCGUGUUCUCGGAGCCUCAUGGUCGCAGGGGCGGGGCGGAAAGCUGUGAACGAUGAUGAUGUGUCGGAGAUGGUGUCGCUGGAAUCGGGGUCGGACGCUGUGAAGAUGAGCAGAUUCACGAUGGUUGACGGCAAUAGUGAUGGAGUCGAGAGCCGCUGUCAAGGCGGCGGCGUGCGGCGGUGA
Molecule: messenger RNA, 351 nt
Organism: Striga asiatica
Lineage: Eukaryota; Viridiplantae; Streptophyta; Magnoliopsida; Lamiales; Orobanchaceae
Source: the annotation of a GenBank genome assembly